GUUUCUUCCCUUUUUGCGAGUCUACCUCAAUAAUCAUAACUUUUCUGCCUUUUCUAGCCACCCAUUACUGUUUUUUCCAUUUGAAUUUGAUGCCAAUUGUUUACUUUAACCAGCGGCAUUAGCUACAGAGAAAUCAUUGCACUUUUUUUUUCUCGCUCACCCAGCAGCUUUUAGGACCUACAUUUUGAAAUUUCUUGUUCAGAUUUGUGAGCUGCUUUUGCCUUUUGAGCGACGGGGGCAGCUGGGAAUUUUUGAAGUUUUGUUUGUUUGCGUUUGUGUGUGAGUUUAAACCGUAGACGCGCGUGGAGGGAGCAAAAAGGCCCUCGCAGAAACAUUUCUCUGCUCCACAGGCCUCUAAUGGAAGCUCUGCGGAUUUUCUGCUUUGUUUUCUUUCUGGGGUUGGUCUAUUCGCCGAGUAACGCUGACCCAGUUGAAGACAAGCGAGCUCUACUUGAUUUCGUGAAGAAUCUCCCUCACUCUCGCUCGCUUAAUUGGAAUGAGUCGUCUCCGGUUUGCAAUUACUGGACUGGUAUAACUUGCAGUGAGGAUGAAUCUCGCGUUAUAGCUGUUCGGUUGCCCGGAGUUGGCUUCCACGGCCCGAUUCCGGCGAAUACUCUCAGCCGUCUCACGGCGCUGCAAAUAUUGAGCCUCAGAUCCAACCGUAUAACCGGGGAUUUCCCUUCUGAUUUCUCAAAUCUUAGCGAUUUGUCUUAUCUUUAUCUUCAGUUCAACAACUUCUCUGGGCCAUUACCUUCCAAUUUCUCUGUCUGGAAGAAUCUCACAUUUGUGAAUCUCUCUAACAAUGGCUUCAAUGGCCGCAUUCCUCCUUCACUGUCUAAUUUAACAGAGCUCACGGGUUUGAAUCUCGCCAAUAACUCACUCUCGGGAGAAAUCCCUGACCUGAAAAUCCCCAAAUUACAGGUUCUGGAUGUGUCUAACAACAACUUGAGUGGGAGUGUGCCUAAAUCGCUGCAGAGAUUUCCAAGGUCCGUAUUUGUAGGCAAUGAGGUGUCUUUCGAAAGUCCUUUACCGAACAAUCCUCCUGUGCCCCCGCCAUUGCCCAAGUCGAAUGCGAAGCCUAAGAAUUCUGGGGGGCUUGGAGAAGCAGCAUUGUUAGGAAUCAUAAUAGCUGGAGGCGUUUUGGGGCUUCUGGCAUUUGGGUUUCUGAUACUUGUUUGCUGCUCGAGAAGGAAGAGGGAAGACGAAUAUUCGGGGAAUUUGCAGAAGGGCGGAAUGUCGCCGGAGAAGGUGAUAUCUAGGACUCAAGAUGCAAACAACAGAUUGGUUUUCUUUGAAGGGUGUCAUUAUGCUUUUGACUUGGAGGAUUUGCUGAGGGCUUCUGCUGAGGUCUUGGGGAAGGGGACUUUUGGCACUGCAUAUAAAGCAAUUCUGGAGGAUGCUACUACAGUUGUUGUUAAGAGGUUGAAGGAUGUAAGCGCCGGGAAACGCGAUUUCGAGCAGCAAAUGGAGAUCGUUGGCAGUAUCAGGCAUGAGAAUGUGGUUGAGUUGAAAGCCUAUUAUUAUUCCAAGGAUGAGAAGCUGAUGGUUUAUGAUUUCUACAGUCAGGGAAGCGUCUCGGCUAUGUUACACGGAAAACGCGGAGAGGAAAAAACGCCAUUAGACUGGGACUCAAGACUAAGAAUUGCAGUUGGUGCAGCGCGAGGGAUUGCCCGUGUCCAUGCCGAAAGCGGAGGGAAGCUCGUCCAUGGAAAUGUGAAAUCGUCAAACAUCUUUGUGAACUCUCAACAGUAUGGAUGUGUGUCUGAUCUUGGACUAGCAACCAUAACGAACUCGCUCACUCCACCGAUAUCCCGUGCUGCUGGUUAUCGAGCCCCAGAGGUGACAGACACCCGAAAGGCAACACAGGCUUCUGAUGUUUUCAGCUUCGGCGUGGUGCUCCUUGAGCUUCUAACUGGAAAGUCCCCGAUACAUGCGACAGGUGGCGAAGAGAUCGUGCACUUGGUGAGAUGGGUUCAUUCAGUUGUCCGAGAGGAAUGGACAGCUGAAGUAUUUGAUGUAGAGCUGAUGAGGUAUCCCAAUAUAGAGGAAGAAAUGGUUGAGAUGUUACAGAUAGCCUUAUCAUGUGUAGCAAGGAUACCGGAUCAGAGACCGAAAAUGGGUGAAGUAGUGAAGAUGAUAGAGAACGUUCGACCGAUGGAAGCCGAGAAUCGACCUUCUUCCACAAACCGAUCUGAAAGUUCAAUGCAGCAACAGCAAGCUGUUGGGGUUGAGACAGAAAAUUCAACCUCUCAGUCUCAUUGAGUUGAGGUUGAGCCAUUUGUUUUCUUUUACUUCUUAUAUGAUCUCAUUUAGUUUAUUGCAAAUCUUCUUUGUUUAGAUUUUCAUUUGAAUCUCUUCUCCAGAUUCUAGUUUUGUAACAGUAAAUGAACACAACUGCUAAAUUUAUUUUUCUUCAACUCGAUUCCAGUUGGCUAAAGUUCAAAUCAUAUUGACUUUUUAUUUA
Momordica charantia (bitter melon) is the source of this 2464-nucleotide messenger RNA. Its product is annotated as putative inactive receptor kinase At4g23740. Lineage: Eukaryota; Viridiplantae; Streptophyta; Magnoliopsida; Cucurbitales; Cucurbitaceae. Gene Ontology annotation, biological process: protein phosphorylation. The record is from RefSeq and is a predicted model, not a curated record. Gene Ontology annotation, molecular function: protein binding; ATP binding; protein kinase activity.